Messenger RNA from Haliotis rubra (blacklip abalone), 1358 nucleotides. RefSeq names its product hemicentin-2-like. The transcript has 6 exons. NCBI's taxonomy places the organism in Eukaryota, Metazoa, Mollusca, Gastropoda, Lepetellida, Haliotidae. Gene Ontology annotation, molecular function: cell adhesion molecule binding. Gene Ontology annotation, cellular component: cell-cell junction. Bases 60 to 1358 code for a protein of 432 amino acids. Gene Ontology annotation, biological process: cell-cell adhesion. The record is from RefSeq and is a predicted model, not a curated record.
UUCAAGCUCCAUGCUGUUUCAUUCUGUACAACUGCUGGCGGAGGACGUCGACGAGGGAAAUGUUGCAGGUGCUGGUGUUGAUGACGUUUUGGAGCCCUCUUGCUCAAUGUGUUAACAUCACUUUGGAAAAACCCUCUACACGUGCAAUUCUCGGUCAUCCGUUCACGUUUUCCUGUCAUGUCAAUGGUGUCGGAGAUACAGGACUGACGACGUUUCAAAUCAUGAAAAAUGACACUUAUGCUCCUGUCUGCCGCGUUGAUGUGGAGACCGGGAAUCAGGUCACCAGCAACAGCAACUACUCGUGUUCACGUGAGGAGGAGUUACCCCAGCACACUUACUCUCUGACCAUCAGGAAGUUAUCGACGAAAGACCGAUCUGAAUGGAUGUGUCAGUCGGCAGGGAUGCAAAGCAACACCAUCAAUUUGGACGUACUGUAUCCCCCUUCCCUGGACAUACGCCCAGUGCAGCCAUGCACCGGAUACACUUUCUUCCUGAAUGAGAAUGCAUCUUUGAACUGUUCCGUGACAGCAGCAAACCCGUUCCCGUCUAACUUUACCUGGUACCAUCGAGGGAAGAUUGUUGGCAGAGGUCAGAUCUACACUAUACCCCCAGAGUACAAGUCUAGUUCCGGGCUGUACAGAUGUGAAGCUGACAAUGGGAUAUUACCACAUGGAAAUGUUAGUGAUACAGUCGAGGUUCACAGCCCGCCCGUAUUUCACACUGGCGAGACUCAGAGCGUCGUGAAUGUAUCGGGAGAUUUGAUCAUUCACUGUAAGGCAGACGCCUACCCGGAAGUGACGUCAGUUGUUUGGACAAAGAGAGGUGUAAAUGCAAGGAUCUCUGAAAAUGGGACUCUUCAUCUGAAGAACAUACAGAAGGAUGACGCAGGAGUAUAUGUCUGUACAGCAACCAACGAGGUCACAUCCUGCUCGGGAGCACGACUGAGCAAAAUGUCAUCUACAACUUUAACACUUGAAGUCCAGUAUGCUCCAGAGAUCCUGUCUUUUAAUGUCACGUCUGGUGGGAAAAGCGUGAAGGAACACGACAACGUGACACUGCAGUGUCACAUCAACAGUAACCCUGCUUCAGACAUAGAGAUCAGGAACAGCACCUCCAGCAUAGGAAGUGGGACAAGUGCCAAGAUACUGAAAGCGAGCAUAGACGAUGUUGGAUGUCUUCACACAGGACCAUACACGUGCUCUGCAAGGAAUAAGCUGGGACAAGCUGAGGAACAAAGCAUAUCAUUGCAAGUGAAAUGUGCUCCAAGAUCAUACGGAUCCACAACGGACGGCUAUGAAUUCAGAUCUGUCCUAAGUGGAAACGUGACACUGAACCUAACUGUCCUAGCUUUCCCCUGA